UGUCUUCUUCUUCAUCGUAUCGCCCAAAAGAAUUUAUCAGAUUUUUCUAGGUUUGUUCGAUUAUGUGUUACUCUUCUUUCUGCGUUCAAUCGUCUUGUUACUAAUUUCGUUGUAAAGGUUUGUCUUUUCCGAAUCUAUUGAUCACCACCUACAAAAUUCAACAAGGGCUCGAAUUGAUUACUGUUUUCACCACGAAGAUAUUGUAAGAGUCUCUGUAGCUGAUCGUUUAUACUUUAUAGUGAAUUUAUUCACUAGAUGGUGAUCAACCAUUGAUGGGUGAUUUAAGUGUUAAUAAUUAUACCAGCUAGGGAUUUUAUAACCCAUUGAAGGAAACUAAACUUGAAUCAAAGCUAACUUAAAAAUUCUUUGGUGUUGUUUCUUCUGUUUGUGCCAAGUUUAUUGAAUCUGAUGGCAGACAAGCUCGUAGCUGACAAGCAUGUUCGUUACAUUCUGAUGGCAGAAAAGAAAAAAGAGAGUUUUGAGUCUGUUGUGAUGGAUCACCUGAGAAUGAAUGGUGCAUAUUGGGGACUAACCACACUAGAUUUACUCGACAAGCUUGGUUCUGUUUCUGCGGUGUCAGGUGGCUUUGCCGGUAAUACUGGACAUGAUCCGCAUGUUAUAUAUACACUCAGUGCUGUACAAAUCUUGGCCCUCUUUGACAAACUAAGCAUUCUUGAUGUCCAAAAAGUGUCAAGUUAUAUUGCUGGGUUACAGAAUAAAGAUGGAUCCUUCUCAGGAGAUAUGUGGGGCGAAGUAGAUACAAGGUUUUCGUACAUAGCUAUAUGCUGUCUCUCAAUAUUAAAAUGUCUUGAUAAGAUCAAUGUGAAGAAGGCUGUUGAUUACAUUGUGAGCUGCAAAAACCUGGAUGGUGGUUUCGGGUGCACACCUGGAGCGGAGUCUCAUGCAAGACAGAUUUUCUGUUGCGUGGGUGCUCUUGCUAUCACCGGGAAUCUCCAUCAUGUUGAUAAGGACUUACUUGGAUGGUGGUUAUGUGAAAGACAAGACUACGAGUCUGGAGGUUUAAAUGGACGACCUGAGAAACUCCCUGAUGUUUGCUAUUCUUGGUGGGUGUUAUCCAGCUUAAUCAUGAUCGACAGAGUUCAUUGGAUCGAGAAAGGAAAGCUUGUCAAGUUCAUCUUGGACUGUCAGGACAUGGAUAACGGAGGUAUCUCAGAUAAUCCCAAAGAUGCUGUUGAUAUCUUCCACACCUACUUUGGAGUUGCGGGGCUCUCUCUUCUCGAGUAUCCUGGAGUCAAAACAAUUGAUCCUGCCUACGCUUUGCCUGUCCAUGUCAUCAACCGGAUUCUCUUCACCAAAUGAUUCUUCAUCAGAACUCAGAUUUAGGUUAGGCAUUGGAGUUAGACACAAAUUCUGGUUAGGUCUUUGAUUCUAAUAGUCUGGUUCAGUUCGGGUUAGGCAUAUGUUUACUAUUACUUGUAGUCACAAAACCAUUUACAAUCUCAAAUCUCUCCCAUUAAUUGGGUUUACAAUCAAGAAAAUGAACAUGGCACUAA
Molecule: messenger RNA, 1514 nt
Organism: Arabidopsis lyrata subsp. lyrata
Lineage: Eukaryota; Viridiplantae; Streptophyta; Magnoliopsida; Brassicales; Brassicaceae
Product: geranylgeranyl transferase type-2 subunit beta 2
Exons: 9
Coding region: 409-1320 (303 amino acids)
Biological process (GO): protein geranylgeranylation
Cellular component (GO): Rab-protein geranylgeranyltransferase complex
Molecular function (GO): Rab geranylgeranyltransferase activity
Source: RefSeq, a predicted model, not a curated record